AUGGGCUAUUACAGUCACCGCGGCGAGGAGGAGAGCCUGCUCGGACGCCGCCGUGAUCACGGCUCGAAGCAGCAACGGUCUCGAACAAGGUCGGUGGCGACCAUGGCUGCCCUGUUGGGCAUGCUCUUCCUGUCGGCUGUGUACUUUGUGCCGGGAUCGGACUACGAACCCUCACAAUUGACAACAGAGAUGCCCGGAGCGCAGCCUGACCAGCCAAAUUCUCCUCUUUCAAAGUCGAAGAGGACGCCGCACAGUGAUGGCACUUGCAAUACUGUUAACGGUGGUUAUCAAUGCAACCCUGAGGUCUCGCACCGUUGGGGACAGUAUUCACCUUAUUUCUCUCUUGCAGAGGAGUCUGCUAUCUCCGAUGAGGUACCUGAUGACUGUCGCAUCACUUUUGUUCAAGUGCUGUCCCGCCAUGGCGCUCGGUACCCUACCGCGUCGAAGAGUGCGAAAUAUGGAGCUCUCAUCGCUAAGAUCCAAGCCAACGCUACGGCUUUCAAGGGCAACACAAAGUUCCUUCAGUCGUACAACUACACUUUGGGCAGCGAUGAUCUGACGUCGUUUGGAAAGCGCGAGAUGGUCGAGUCUGGAUUGAAGUUCUACCAGCGUUACGCGGAGUUGACCCGGAAGUCUGUGCCUUUCGUUCGUUCUUCUGAUUCAUCGCGGGUUGUGGAAUCAGGAAACAAGUUCAUCAACGGCUUCCAAUAUGCAAAGUCGAAAGAUCAAAAAGCCAAUCACCAGCAGCCAGCUCCCCAAAUCAGCGUCCUCAUCUCCGAAGACCCUGGCUUCAACAACACUCUCAAUCAUAACACAUGCACAAACUUCGAAAGUAGUACACUGGGUGAUGACGUCGAUGACGAAUUCACAUCCAUCUUUACGCCAGCAAUUCGUACACGUCUCGAAGCCAACAUCCCAGGCGUUGAGCUCUCCGGCACAGAGGUUGUCUACCUCAUGGAUAUGUGUCCCUACGACACAGUUUCCCAAUCAACCGUCGGAUCAACACUAUCCCCAUUCUGCGACCUCUUCACGGAAGAAGAAUGGAUCCAAUACAACUACCUCCAAUCUCUAGACAAGUACUACGGUUAUGGAGCAGGCAAUACUCUUGGCCCAGCUCAAGGUGUCGGUUUUGUAAACGAACUGAUCGCCCGUCUUACUCAAACCCCCGUUCACGAUGACACAAGCACAAACCACACUCUUGAUGCAGCUGGCGCAGCAACAUUCCCCCUGAACUACACCACAUACGCAGAUUUCUCACAUGACAACGGCAUGAUCCCCAUCUUCUUCGCGUUGGGAUUGUAUAACAGCACCGCCACGCUCCCACGCACUCAUGUUCAGUCCUCUGCACAGACUAACGGAUACUCUGCGUCCUGGACCGUGCCAUUCGGUGCGCGAGCAUACUUCGAGAUGAUGCAGUGUCAUUCGGACCCGAACCCUGAGCCAUUUGUCCGGGCUCUAGUUAAUGACCGUGUUGUGCCGUUGCAUGGGUGCAACGUUGAUAAGCUUGGGCGCUGUCGUCGGGCCGAUUUCGUCAAAGGGCUAGAUUUCGCACGUUCCGGCGGAAACUGGAACCAGUGUUUUGUUUAA
This is a messenger RNA of Penicillium nucicola, 1587 nucleotides long. RefSeq names its product histidine phosphatase family protein. NCBI's taxonomy places the organism in Eukaryota, Fungi, Ascomycota, Eurotiomycetes, Eurotiales, Aspergillaceae. The transcript has a single exon. The record is from RefSeq and is a predicted model, not a curated record. The coding region runs from base 1 to 1587 and encodes 528 amino acids. Gene Ontology annotation, molecular function: acid phosphatase activity.